CCUCGACCUCAGCAACCCCCGCCUGCAAGGUCCUAUCAGAGCCCGACUUCACACUACUCACGACCUUCUCAGUCGUACCAGCGCCACAUGCACACCAAUUCUCAUCCAAGAACGACACAUUACGACGGUCGCCAAAACGGUUCGUAUGGUCAGCGUUCAUGGAACGGCCCUCAGCAGGGAAUUGGACCACAUGGUUCUACUCAUGGCCAACAGCAAGGCAUUCCUGCGGAUUCUAUGCCCCUGCAGCUUAGUCGCGGCGGUAUGCAUCUCUACAACUCCAGACGCGACCCCCAGUUCUCCCCCGAGGAAAUCAGCGCCCAGGCUUCUCUCCUUGACCGGCUUUGUUUUGAGGUGGUUUCCAACUCUGAGAUCGAGAGAUCCGAGAUUGCGGAGAAGGAGGCCUUCCGUUGCCGUAUCGAAGCCAUCAGCCAAGAGGCCAUUGCCCGUUGUGAGAAAGAGCAAAACCCAGAAGCAGAGUUCGAUCCACUCUCGGUCCAACUUAAAUGCUUUGGCAGUCUGUCCUCGGGGUUUGCUACGAAGGCCUCCGACAUGGACCUUGGGCUGUUAUCCCCAAUGUCCCCAAUCCAACCUGAUGCUCCCGGCUCUCAGAUCCCACGCUUACUAGAAAAAGCCUUCUUGGAUGCCGGCCUGGGUGCCAGAUUAUUAACCCGCACUCGAGUCCCUAUCAUCAAGCUUUGCUCAGAUCCGCCCAAGAAGCUACGACAAGAUCUUCUCGAAGAGCGCUUCAAAUGGGAAAACGGACUUGACGAGACUCAGGAAGAUGACGAGCAUGAUCACGACAAUGAUCAGACCGGUCUUAAUGGUCUUGAAACCAAGACGUCGACGUCUCUCGAGGUCACUUCGCCAACCUCUUUGACAGCAGAACCUCAGAAUUUCGAUAUCAAACAGGGCCCCAAGAAUACCCUCGCCUCGUAUUACGGUUUGGCAAAGCGCGUUCUCCGUAGAGCGGGUGGUCGCGAUGUCACGGUGUCCAACUAUCGCGAUCUUGCAGAUCAGGACUGGGACAUUCUGAACCGGGUUUGCAAGGCCUUCGUCGCUGGCCUCUCGGAUCCGCAACUUCGAGGCCGAUUAGCCAGAUACCCAUCUCUCACCUUUGAAUCCGUCGAUAAUGGGCAAUCCAACCGGUCCCUUCUCGGCGUUUAUACUCAAAUCGAGGGUGAGCAGAUCCGGCAACUUUGGGAGGAGAGGGGUGUCCAGGAGCGAGCCCAACAACCUCGUGUUCUCGCUGAGCUAGCGAUGGAAGUCUGGGAAGAGACUCAAAAGAAUUUGAACUUCGGCAUCGACCCUGUUUUCUACACCAAGCAGCUUCAGCUGGCUCUUGAGAAGAUGAAAAGGGCGCCUUCAGUGCAGUUUGUGACCCUGGAGCAAACGCAACACGAAGCACCCAUUGUCUACUCUGCUCGAGCCCUGAGUAUAACCAAUGCUCUACGGCCAGUGAACGAGCUCGCAGCCUCAGACUGGACCCGUCUGGUGGUCACUCAGUACUUGAACGGCAUCCAUCAAGAGGAAAUUCGAAAGACUAUAACGGAUCACAUCGCAUCACGGGCAGAGGACAUCCCAAUCAGAGCCGUCAUCCGUAUGCACAAGGCCAUCCAUCUGGCAUGGGAAUUCGAGCGAGCGAUAGAGAAGGAUAUUUACGACGAGUCCGUGAUCCCGGAUAUCAAAGAGUACAUCGCCCUCCUCCGAGCCCCCUUCCAACAGUCAGACGAAUCUUCUACGAAUACCGACUUCAUCAUUCCUCUUACACCUGCAACCUCUAGUCUGGUAGCGAGAAUCAAGGCCCUCCCCGACCCUCACAAGCUAGCCCCCAACCAGCCGCGUGACCGAUACCGCGAUCGCCUAGAGUUCCCUAAGACGGGCGCAGGUGUGCAAUGUGAUAUCAACUUUUCGGCUCACUUGGCUCUGCACAACACGGCGCUCUUGCGAUGCUACUCUCUCACGGACCCACGGGUGCGACCAAUGGUCCUAUUCGUCAAGCACUGGGCGAAAAUGCGUGGAAUUAACUCUGGAUACCGUGGAACUCUGAGCAGCUAUGGCUAUGUGUUGAUGGUACUUCACUACCUAGUCAACGUCGCAGAGCCCUUUGUCAGUCCCAAUCUUCAACAACUGGCUCCUCCACUCCCACGAGGGCUGUCGCCUGCCGAGCUGGAGAAAGCAACACUAUGCCGUGGUCACGACAUCCGGUUCUGGCGCAACGAAGAGGAAAUACUGGGUCUUGCUCAGGCAAAUCAACUAAAUCACAACAACGCAACAAUCGGUCAUCUUCUCCGUGGCUUCUUUGAGUACUAUGCUCAUAGUACGAUGCUGAGCACCUUAUCAAGCCGAGGUUUCGAUUGGGGCAGAGACGUUCUCAGUUUGCGUACACCAGGCGGGUUGCUGACCAAACAAAACAAGGGCUGGACAGGUGCAAAGACUGUCAUAGUGCUAGAUGCGCAAGGGGCCGGUCCUCACCCUCCACCACAAACUGAAAAAACGUCUACACCGGUAACUGCCCCCAAAGGGCAAGUCACAUCUGACGAAGGCGUGCAGUCCAAGCAAGUGAACACAGCAAACAAGAACAACGAGUUCAAGGAAAUCCGGCACCGGUAUCUAUUUGCUAUCGAGGACCCCUUCGAGCUGGACCACAACGUCGCUCGAACUGUCACACACAAUGGUAUUGUAUCUAUCCGAGAUGAGUUCCGGCGUGCAUGGAAAAUCAUCCGAUCGGCUGGG
Messenger RNA from Fusarium vanettenii 77-13-4, 2733 nucleotides. RefSeq lists its product as uncharacterized. NCBI's taxonomy places the organism in Eukaryota, Fungi, Ascomycota, Sordariomycetes, Hypocreales, Nectriaceae. The record is from RefSeq and is a predicted model, not a curated record. The annotation marks the transcript as partial. Gene Ontology annotation, biological process: RNA 3'-end processing. Gene Ontology annotation, molecular function: RNA uridylyltransferase activity. The transcript has a single exon.